Molecule: messenger RNA, 3837 nt
Organism: Cyprinodon tularosa
Lineage: Eukaryota; Metazoa; Chordata; Actinopteri; Cyprinodontiformes; Cyprinodontidae
Gene: fbxl2
Product: F-box and leucine-rich repeat protein 2
Exons: 14
Coding region: 553-1851 (432 amino acids)
Biological process (GO): SCF-dependent proteasomal ubiquitin-dependent protein catabolic process
Cellular component (GO): SCF ubiquitin ligase complex
Molecular function (GO): protein binding
Source: RefSeq, a predicted model, not a curated record
CUUCCCCGUCUCUCCAAGUAAACAGAAAACGAGCGAGGAAAGCGCUCGUGCGGCAGCCGCCGUAACAAGAGCUUGAAAUGAGAAAUUUGCGAUAAGGUUUACAUGUUUUACCCGUCGCAUAAUGCGCGUGUUGUUUUUUAGUUUUUUAAAGGGUUUUCAGUUCCUGCAGCUGGCUCGUUCUGGUGUUCGAUAAUGAAGGGAGAGGCGGAAGUGAAAUCAUUUGACAGAACCGUCCAUGUUAUUAUUGUUAUUUUGGUAACCCUGUGAUGAGACGAGCUGGGGAGCCGUUUGCUCUCGGAGACAGCGAGCUUUCACGGCACAGCAGGCCUCUCCGGACCCGCACCACACCUUGCUACCACCACCUCACUGACCCGGAGACAGGAGCCUCGCUGGCGGCUGGGGGGGAGAGGAGGAGGAGGAGGAGGAGGAGGUGAAGACCCAGCUUCAGCUCGGCUCCUACGCUCCCAAAAAUAAAACGGCGACCAAAAAAAAUCAGCCCGAAAAGCGGAUUCCGUUGGUUCCGUCUGUAAGCAGGAAGGUACCGACGCAGACAUGAACGGUAUCAGCAAGAGCCGGUUUGAGGUGUUCUCAAACAGCGAUGAAGCCCCAAUUAACAAGAAGCUCCCCAAAGAGCUCCUCCUCAGAAUAUUCUCCUAUCUUGAUGUAGUUACACUCUGCAGAUGUGCACAGGUGUCAAAGGCCUGGAAUGUCCUGGCUCUAGAUGGCAGCAACUGGCAGAAGAUCGACUUGUUCAACUUCCAGACAGACAUAGAAGGCCGGGUGGUGGAAAACAUUUCGAAGCGUUGUGGAGGUUUCCUGAGGCAGCUUAGCCUCAGGGGCUGCCUGAGCGUUGGAGAUGCUUCUAUGAAGACAUUUGCUCAGAACUGCAGAAAUAUCGAAGUGCUGAACCUGAACGGCUGCACGAAGAUCACAGACAGCACCUGCCUCAGCCUCAGCAAGUUUUGCUCCAAGCUCAAACAGUUAGAUCUCACCUCCUGCGUCUCCAUCACCAACCACUCCCUCAAGGCACUAAGUGAUGGCUGCAGAAUGCUGGAGAUGUUAAAUCUGUCAUGGUGUGACCAGAUCACUCGAGAUGGCAUUGAGGCCCUGGCUAGAGGUUGCACUGCUUUGCGAGCACUUUUCCUCAGAGGCUGCACGCAGCUUGAUGACGGCGCACUGAAGCACCUACAGAAGCACUGCCCUGAACUGACCACCAUCAAUAUCCAGUCCUGCACACAAAUAACAGAUGAAGGCCUGGUCAGCUUGUGCAGGGGAUGCCACAAGCUACAGAUCCUCUGCAUAUCUGGCUGCAGUAACAUCACUGAUGCCUCUCUGACUGCACUGGGACUAAACUGUCCACAACUUAAGAUCCUUGAGGCGGCGCGAUGUUCCCAUGUUACUGAUGCUGGAUUCACAGUCCUCGCAAGAAAUUGUCAUGAGCUUGAAAAAAUGGACUUGGAAGAAUGUAUUCUGGUGACCGAUAACACGUUGGCUCAGCUUUCAAUCCACUGCCCACGGCUGCAAGCUUUGUCCCUGUCCCAUUGUGAGCUGAUCACGGAUGACGGCAUCAGAGCUCUAAGCAACAGCACCUGUGGCCAGGAGCGCCUCACGGUGGUGGAGCUGGACAACUGCCCCCUCAUCACUGACGUCACCCUGGAGCAUCUCAAGAGCUGCCAUCGUCUGGAACGUAUCGAGCUCUACGACUGCCAGCAGGUCACCAGGGCCGGCAUCAAACGCAUCAGGGCCCAGCUGCCGGAUAUCAAAGUGCACGCAUACUUUGCCCCAGUGACGCCACCUCCCUCUGUGCAUGGAGGUGGCCAGCGUCUGUGCCGCUGCUGUAUCAUCCUCUGACAAUGGAGGGCCAGAGGGGGGCACCUCUGUCUACAGGUCCUGCUGCUUUGAUAUGGCUCCUAAGAGGUGGCGGGUGGGAGGGAGGGAGGGACAGGGGUCUAGGGUAGGGGGUGAAGGAGAGAGGAGGGGCUGGACCCACUCACUGCUCCUGAUCAAAGAUCAAUACUUGGACUGAUCUCCACCGAUCCCUGAUUGGUUAAAACUUCUCCUCUUUUCUCUUCCUUCUCACCAGUCAGCAGUUCAGGGGUUUGGAGAGGUUGAAGGAAAGACAUAUGAAUGGAUUGACUUUCUUUAUCUUUGUCUUGUUCUCUCCUUUGUCCUCUAAAGACUGAAAACAGGUUCUAUACUUCAUAGUGAACCACAGACCGCGAACAUCCAACCUUUCGGUGUAACAGAUGCCAGUGAACCAUUGGAAACAUAAUACAUCAUUUUCAAACAAAAAAAACAAAAGACCAAUGUCCUCAUCAUCCUUGACAAAGCCACACACUCUGGAGUAUCGUGUCAACCAAUCACAUGGCACCUUUAUUCGACCAUCCUGUGAUUCUUCCUGCUUCAGCCAAUAGACAUGCUGCUCUGAGAUCUGGGAUGUGGCUGAAAUGCAGAUCGGUUGUGAAGUAGCAGGACAGUGAGAUGGACUCUAAGUAUGGAAAAACUUGGUAUGAACACAAAGGACCUUAUUUGUGCACCUCAGUAACUUCUGCUGCGAUUUUGAUUUGUUUUGUACAGAGAAUGUUUUGCAACAGAGAAAAAAAAAAAGAUUCUCAGAGACUCACUCAAAACCGGGGAAAGUCCAACCAACUGCAACUUUUUUUUUCAGUGCUUAUUGUUACAGUCAAUGCCUGUCUAUUCAGAAAGAGACAUAUGCUUGUCUCUUUGAUGUAAAAAAAAAAAAAAAAAAUGUUGCUGUUUAUCAAAGACCUAUGAUGAGGCUCAAAGGGGUUUGGGGGCAUUUUGUUGAUGAUGCUUCGGGGAUGAGUGGCCGCUGUUGUGACCUAUGUAGGCCUGGGUCUAAUCCUGUCAGUAUGCCCUGUGAACUAUCUCCUACUUGACCACUGAAGCAUUUGUUUACAUUCAGAAAUUAGGUUAGCACUAGAGGCUAACCUGUUUACAUCAGAAAGUUUCCAGUCCCCAUUGUCUGAACAGAUUCACAGUGAGUCUAAAUAGUUUGUUACACGUAAACAGCUGUGUUGUACAGUUGAGGGGACUGAGAUGUCCAGUAUUCAGAUUUAUUGCUGUGUGUAUCUGGAUAUAGUUAAAGGUGCGCUGGCCGUUGGAAUUGCUUCAAAAGUGAAAAAUUAACAUCCGUAGAUCUAAAAGAUUGAAUAUAAGAAUGGACGUGAAGAGACCUAAAGUUUUUGACAAUCACAUAAAUGUAUUUAUUUGAAAGUCUCUCUAGCAUAGUUCUAUGUAACCGUCACUUUAUCUUUGUUUUAAAAUGUUACAAAUUGGCUUAUAUCUUUCCAUUUCAGCUGUUUACAGCGCUAAGCAGGAGAUACAUAUUUAUUAUUAAUAGAAUCCUAUACCUCUAAAGAAAUUUAUCAGGUUAAUUUAUUAAAUUUACCACAUAUUUCCUACUGUCACGAUAGAUGAUUCAAUAACUAGGAAAGUUAUUUGAUUGGUGAAAAGUCAUAAAAUUACUGGUUUAAUUUUCUUAGUAUGCCUUAAGAUCAACAUGAUCUAAUAAUUAUGUCCCCAUGGUUGAUAUAAAAUCCAGCCACUUAGAAAUUUACCAACUAAAUAAAACCAGCUUGCAAUAUAAACUGGUAAAUGCUGUUUAGUGCCAAGUGCUUAAAGGCUUUGGAGAGAGGCAGGGCAGUGGAUAGGAUCAAGGAUUAACAACAGGAAGAUGAAGAUUUAGAUGGAUACAUAGCUGACAUGACUGGUUGUUAUACUAAUGUCCUCUGACAGUUUUAUCUGUUUUUGUUGAAGAAAAACAAGAAAUACGUGGAAAAAAUAGAUGAAUAAAUAAAGAUGACUAAGAGUAAA